UCGCGAGGCGGAAAACUCUUGAACACCACAUCAGAGGUCUCUGGUCAAAGUCAGUGCCGGGCGCAAGGUCUGCCAGCAGUCCUCGGAUGUCCUCUUCAUUGUCAAAUCAACUUGGCCCCGUCGUCGAGCAGUAGACCUGCCGAGAGGCGAAUCAACCCCGACAGCACCCUGAUUGCGAGCAGCGUGAUUAUGAGUGAUGGAGUCGAGUAAGAGCAACAAGGCGCCGGCAAUGAUUCCUGGCCUGACGAACACGCCCCAAGGCAGUCUCGAGUCCUUGAGCGAGUACACGGACGCGCACGAGGACACGCCAUCGGCGCCGACAGAAUUCCUGGCCGAGUUUCUCUCCGCCAUCAUGAUCAAGGACUACGAGACGGCGUUGAAAUAUUGCAAACUAAUUCUGCAGUACGAGCCGUACAACGCCACAGCUAAAGAGCUCUACCCGCUGAUCAUUGAGAAAAUCCGACAAAGCACACAAAACGACGAGAGCGGCGAGGACAGCAGCGGAGAGCCAUGCUCGGACGGCACGACGGCGUCCUACUCUAGCCUGGAAGACGAGGAGGUUCUCGAGUACGACAACAGUUCCUUCUACAACAACGGCAACGGCAGCUCGUCGUCGCACGGCGAAAUCUCGUCGUUCCUCGACUCGCCCAGCGAGGACGCGAGCCACAAGAUGCAGCUGCUGGCCGACCACGUCAACGGCAACAACCUGCUGGUGGCGCCGCCCACCAGCUCCGAGGAGUCGUCGCCCACCGAGCCGGCUGGACACUCGCUCCUCGAGCCAAUGUCCAAGAUGAAGCUGUAGAAUUUAAAUCCAACAACCCAAUCUCGCCCAUUCACGUUGUAAAGCGGGCAGAAUGCUCGAAUUUCAUUAACCUUGAAGCACAACUGAUAUUAAACCGCAUAUCCUACGUCUUUGGAGGUUUUGUAAAACAAUAUAUAGUCUAAAAUAUUUUAUUUUGAUUAAAAAUUUGGUUUGAUGUUUUCUAAGAAAAAAAAAAUUAAUUGGCUGACAGUUGGAGCUUGCAUUGAUGUGAAAUAUUUGAUUUACAAACCAUUUUCCUGACCUCUAUAAAACUGAACUGCCUGUAAUAUUCUUUUGGAGAGCGAAAAUACGCUAAAGAGGGACAGAAUAUCGAUUUUCAUGAGUUGAAAUAAUGACAGCACGUUGAAUAACAUCGUGAUUGUAAUAAAUUAUCUGAUAUAAUUCGUAUGGACAAAAAAACCAGUUUAAACCAAUUCCAAUUUAAUUAGAAAUUCGUUAUUCGUGUCAGCAAUCGCCUACUUCAGUGUUUAGAAAUAUUUUCAAUAAAUAAAUAAUCCCAAGUCUGCCUACAACUUGAACCAUUUUGAUGAAAACGAGGCAUACUAUUUUAUAGAGCGAAUGUCCAGCACAAGACGCAUUUUUAUAAUUUCUCUGAUCAAUAAAAUAAAAUAAAAAUUUAGUUUGGGAACAUUUUCCCGUUUGAUUCUUGAUGUUUCAUCUUCUGAAAUAGAUGGAGCACGCAGAGUCUGAAGCGAAAAAGUGGAGUCAGGGUGCCAGUCAGGGUUUUAUGCCUGUUUACACAAAAGAAAAUGCCCACAAAUUUACAAAAGAGGUGUGUCUAUAUAGCAUCUCGUUGCAUUUUCAUCCGAGAAAGUAUGUAAGAGCUGCACAUUUUUGAACCGUGUUACUAACUCAACCAAAUUCGUAAAAUUUAAUCAAACGUCUUAAUAAAAUUCGAAAAAUUAUAUCCGAAUGUGGCCAAAAGAAAUGACAAUAAGGCUGUAUGUGUGACUGAUAAUUAUGGAACUAGCUUAUAGUCAACUGAAACUAAUUUAAUUUAGUUACAUACAUGUUAUAAUUUUACAGCACUCCAAAUUUGUGAAUACGUAAUAAAAUUUCGGACGUGAGUGAAGUUUAUCUUGGUGUGAAAAUAACUGGGAGCAAAAUUAUUGUUCACUACUAAUCACUUGACAAAUUAAUCGAAGUCAAAUCUGCUUUAUGAGAAUUUUACCCACUCCCUGUAUCGAAUUUGUAAUGAAACUCCUUCAUAUUCAUAAUGAAAAAUAAGCCUAAAACCAAUAAAAAAUAAAUCUCUGGGAAGAAUACUUUAGAACUGGUCAAGUGUCGUUGAAAGAUGAGCUGAGAAUUCCACGAAACUUUUUGCCCAGCGAAACAGAUUGCUUGUGAAUAUCUGAUAAAAAGUUUGGCUGCCGAAUUGAGAGAAAAAGUGGUCCAAUAUCUCCUCCCGAGCAGCUGAUUUAUAUGCGCUGCUUCCCAUGCAAAUUGCCGAAUCUGCCACUUGCGACGUAGAGAAGCUGCUUUAAAGUUUGCGUCUUGCUUUUCCUAAGUGGAGGCGGCCGUCUUCAAAAUUAGCUGAAUCCGCUUCUGUCAUCCUCGUUUCUGAUUUAUGCUUGAGUCGGCACAUCGAAUAAUUCUUCAAUAAUUUUUGUUAUUUGUUUUAAAAUUUCUGAUGUCUAAAUAAAAACGCCUCGAUUGUGUGGAAGAUUUGAUCAAUUACUUAAUCUCAAUUGUUCAUAAUUGAAACGGAUACUUCUUAUAUUCUUAAUAUUAUAUUUCUAAGAAUUAUUAUAAACUCUCUAUAUAACUGAAUUUAAAAGUGUAACUUUUAAAACAACAAAAUUUAAAGUCAAACAAAUAAAACGAAAUUAUGAUUUGUAGCCUAAAAAUAUAUUUUCGAUCAAUUCUAUCUAAUUGUUUUCAAAUAUAACCAUAAAUUCAAGCAUUAUUUAGAAAUUCUAAAUCGUUUAAUUUCUCUUUAGACCAAAGCAAAAAGUUUGGGUAUUUCUGUAGGAGCAGCUGCCCUGUUUCUUUAUGCGAGUGGAGCGGGCGCUACAGGCAGGCUAAUUUGCAUGAGAGUGGCGCAUUUGGUGGCGUGACGCCUUCUUGUUCAGUUCCAUUUCACAUAUCACGACUUACAAUUGUGUCUAACUCGCGCGCGAGAGAACCCACUCGUUAUACAUUACACUACGUCUCUCGCCGUCUGUUCGUUCGUUCGUACGUACGUCUGCAUAUGUAAUAUUCCACGACCAUAUAUACAUAUAUUCUGCUCUCCAUCUCUGUAUGUGUUUAACGUGGAUGUGUCUGUAUCGUUGCUAUCAAAAUAAAUCCAUCCUUGCAGAAAAACAA
This is a messenger RNA of Cloeon dipterum, 3130 nucleotides long. RefSeq lists its product as uncharacterized. Lineage: Eukaryota; Metazoa; Arthropoda; Insecta; Ephemeroptera; Baetidae. The record is from RefSeq and is a predicted model, not a curated record. The transcript is spliced from 5 exons. Gene Ontology annotation, molecular function: protein binding. Bases 197 to 802 code for a protein of 201 amino acids.